Messenger RNA from Cicer arietinum (chickpea), 1697 nucleotides. RefSeq names its product G2/mitotic-specific cyclin C13-1. Gene Ontology annotation, molecular function: cyclin-dependent protein serine/threonine kinase regulator activity. The record is from RefSeq and is a predicted model, not a curated record. Lineage: Eukaryota; Viridiplantae; Streptophyta; Magnoliopsida; Fabales; Fabaceae. Gene Ontology annotation, biological process: mitotic cell cycle phase transition.
UUUAAAGACGCAAAUAGCGCCAUGAAAAUCAAUUUGGUUUCGCCCUUCUUUUUUGAAAAACGGCUAUUUCCAUCUUCAUUUCCUACCAAUUCUAAUUGUAUAAAGAACCCUAAUUUCAUUGCUCUCUCAUUCAUUCCCAAACCCUAUCUUUCUUAUUCUUCAAAGCAACACUGAACUAGUUACACUCAGUAAUGGAGACUCGUGCCUCAAAGAAGAGAGCAAACGCACAACCACCACUAGUUAUUGUUCCCAAAAGGCAUAGAGUUGCGUUGGGGGAACUCUCCGAUCUCAUUGUUCCCGAAAAUAACCCUAAUGAGAAACUUCAAUAUCUGAAGAAUCCCAAUCUUAACAAUUCAGCAACAACAACCAUUCAAUUGCCAGAUUCCAACUUGGAUAAGCCAGUUCACACCAAAAAGAAUACCAAACAUGAUAAUCAACGGAUUAUUGAGGCUUAUGUAUCUGAUAUAUUCGACUAUCUUCGCACAAUGGAGAUGCAGAAAAAGAGAAGACCAAUGUUUGGUUACAUUCAGAGUGUUCAGAGAGACAUUACUUCAAACAUGAGGGGAACAUUGGUGGAUUGGUUAGUUGAGGUUGCAGAAGAAUACAAGCUUCUCCCUGAUACCCUUCAUUUAUCUAUUUCAUACAUUGAUAUGUUUUUAUCUUUUCACCCUGUCAAAAGAUCCAACCUUCAGUUGCUUGGCGUUUCCUCCAUGCUCAUUGCAUCAAAGUAUGAAGAAAUUACGCCACCAAAAGCUGUAGAUUUCUGCAGCAUUACUGAUAACACGUAUGGCCUGGAAGAGAUCAUAAAGAUGGAAUCUGAUAUACUCAAGGCGCUAAAUUUUGAAAUGGGCAACCCUAAUGUAACCACAUUUCUCAAGAGGUUUGUUGGGAUUUCUUAUGAGAAUCGGAAGACUUCCAAUUUGCAGUUUGAAUAUCUGUGCAACUAUCUUGCUGAGUUAAGCUUGUUGGACUAUGAGUGUAUCAGAUUCUUACCUUCUGUUGUGGCUGCAUCGGUUAUAUUUCUUUCCAAAUUUAUUAUCAGGCCUGGAGUAAAUCCUUGGACUUCAUCCCUGUGUGAAUGCUUGGGUUACAAAUCGACUGAAUUGAAAGAAUGUGUUCUCAUUUUACAUGAUAUGUAUUUAUCAAGAAGGGCUGCAUCCUUCAAUGCUGUUCGUGAUAAAUACAAGCAGACCAAGUUUAAAUGUGUGGCCAAUCUGCCUUCUCCACCAGAGGUACCAAAUCAUUACUUUGAAGAACAAUGAUGCAGUGUGAAAUACUUGGUGAAUGAAGUUCAUGGCUGACAAUUAUAAAAUGACUUUUUGAGGUGGGUUAGUAUGAAUGGAAUUAGUUUCUUCUACACAAGAAGCAUGCCUUUCUUGGCAAUGCUAUGCUAUACACUUGAUUAUGAUAAUUUCAAAUUUUUGGCGAUAAUGUGGCUUUUGGCAGUCUAAUUAAUUAGUUUAGGCAGAAAUUAUUUGGUGUAAACAAGAAAUUGUUUGUAUGGUCGAAGUAUAAUUGCAUCAAGUGUUAACAGUGUAAGAGACAUAUACAUGGUUAUUUUAUUUUUUUCAAUGAAGGAUAGAAGACUUUUCAGUUUGAGUUGAAACACCCAUUUUUAUCUCAAUUUGUUGUACCCUUUCCAUUGUCACCUCUUCACAUAUCUAUUAACUUUUCUGGCUCUCUUCACUGUCUCUAAA